Molecule: messenger RNA, 882 nt
Organism: Fulvia fulva
Lineage: Eukaryota; Fungi; Ascomycota; Dothideomycetes; Mycosphaerellales; Mycosphaerellaceae
Product: E3 ubiquitin-protein ligase TOM1-like
Exons: 2
Coding region: 1-882 (293 amino acids)
Biological process (GO): proteasome-mediated ubiquitin-dependent protein catabolic process; positive regulation of protein catabolic process; protein polyubiquitination
Molecular function (GO): ubiquitin-protein transferase activity
Source: RefSeq, a predicted model, not a curated record
AUGUCCACACAAGAUACAGAUCACGCCACUGCCACCGGCGACGCUCAGCAGCAGACUGGGCCAGGAGACUCAGCCUUCACCACCAAGCGCGAUAAUCUCAUUCGUAAUCUACACGAAAUCGGCUACAUGUACGAGCGACACCUCCAUCGCAUGAACAUUCGUACAGACCAAGCUUUCCUCGACUCUUACAAAAGCUUGCUCUACAAAACCACCAACGAGAUCAAGAACAUUCAGCUAGACAUCCGCUUCCACGGCAGAGGGCCAGCUACUGUGUCCGAGUGGUUCGCCAUAGUCUUUGCGCAGAUGUUUGAUCCAAACUUUGUAUUGUUCACAGCUUCUUUGCUGGAGCAUGGCAGAGUGCAUCCGAAUUCGUACUCCGGCAUCAACCCGGAACAUCUGAACUUCUUCAAGUUAGCUGGUCGUAUCACUGGCAUGGCGAUUCGAGAAAGUGAGGUGCUGCCACGGCGGUUGACGAAGGCUAUGUUGAGACAGAUACAAGGUGAUGAGGUUAAGCCGUUGUCUACAGAGGACUUGAUGGAGGAUUUGAAGCAUGUUGAUGAAGAGCGUUACUCUACGCUGACUGCCAUGCUCGAAAGCCAUGAGGCAUACGCAAUCGGCAAGACGUUCUCCAUCAACAUCGACAAGUUCGGUGUCACGGAGACGAUCGAUCUCGUCGACAAUGGACGCAACAUUCCCGUCACUGGAGAACACAAGGAGGAAUACGUUCGGCUCGUAGCUGAGUAUGUCUUGGAGAGGUCGGUCAAGGAUCAGCUCGAUACGUUUGCUGCUGUGGUACAUGACGUUCUUCCUCCCGAGUCGUUGCUGGGUUGGAGCGAGGAAGAGCUCGAUCGACUGUUCUCGGGACUAUGGCAGAGGCUCUAG